AACGACAGAGCCUUAGGGGUGAACUAUGCAUUAUAACUGCUUCUGCAGAGUCAAUUACAAUACCCCGGUCCUUGGUUUUACGUCUCAUCUGAAGGACAGAGUACACUUUCUACCAAUUCCUUUUGGUUUGGGCAUGUCAGGAGAGAGCCAGGAGAAGCGCAGCAUGCCGAACUGGAGUGGCUCUGCCUCAGAUUUCUUUGCCUGGGUGGAGCAGCUUCGCUCCCAUGCCGGAGGUGUGAAGAUGGAUGAACUGGCCAGAAUCUUCUGGGCUCAUUUCCCCUCUGCCUCCAUACUGGGCUAUGAGGUCCCAGAACCCGAGAAGUGAACAGAGAGACAGCAGCGGACAGAUGUGAAAACACAAGGUCACCAGUUGCACAAGCCUACAUCUGCCUGCAGCUCCCUACUGUGUAUAUGCACUCUUUAUAUAAGAGGAAAGAUUGCUACAAGUUUCACCUCCUGUUGUUUGUAUUCAGAUUGCAGGGCAGGUAGUAAAGUAAAAGAAAUGAAAUGCACAUUAUUGCA
Messenger RNA from Polyodon spathula (Mississippi paddlefish), 522 nucleotides. Its product is annotated as otospiralin-like. Lineage: Eukaryota; Metazoa; Chordata; Actinopteri; Acipenseriformes; Polyodontidae. Bases 26 to 325 code for a protein of 99 amino acids. The transcript is spliced from 2 exons. Gene Ontology annotation, biological process: sensory perception of sound. The record is from RefSeq and is a predicted model, not a curated record.